AUGGCGAAUAUCGACACAUCUACGUCCAAUGACAUGAUGCAGACAACAUCGGGUGAUGAUCACUUUGAGCAACAGAGAGCGGAUGUUGAGACACGCUCAAGAUCGAGCACAAGAAAUUCCGACCCCAGAUAUGAUACCAACUUACUUUUGCGAUUCGAGUCGGACUCGGGAAUCGAUGAACCAGCGGAUUUGCACUCGGACAUGGAUACUCCUCAAAAUUUAUCGCCGUCGGCAAAGCGUUCAUUAGAUGUAUUCCGCAGAGCUAUAAAAUCUCCGCGGCAACAGCUUAACUAA
Molecule: messenger RNA, 294 nt
Organism: Sphaeroforma arctica JP610
Lineage: Eukaryota; Ichthyosporea; Ichthyophonida
Exons: 2
Coding region: 1-294 (97 amino acids)
Source: RefSeq, a predicted model, not a curated record